AUGGCGACCCCCGACGCCUCCUCCGUCGUCUCCGACGCCCUCAACGAAUUCUUCGGCGAACUCUACACCUUCUUCGAAACAUUGUUCAAGCGCUUCUUCAAGAAUCUCUACACCUCCUUCGUCGACGUCAGCGCCAGCCGCUGGACCAAAGUUGUCUGUUCCGUCGUCGGCUACAUCCUCAUCCGACCCUACAUCGAAGCCUGGUUCGCCAAAAUGCACGAGAAGGACCGCAAGAAGCAGCUGGAGAAGGAGCGCGCCGCCCGCGAGGGCAAGGGGGAGAAGAAGGCAAAGGUGUCCGCUAAUGCGCUCCGCGGCGGCGGCGGCGGCGGCGGCAAGGUGUUGGGGGAGGUUGAGAACACGGAUGAUGAGAUUGAGGAGGGCGAGGACUUUGCUACUGCCAGCGGAGUGCCAGAGUGGGGGAAGAAUGCGCGCAAGAGGCAGAAGAAGUAUAUGAGAGAAUUGCAGCGGGAGGCGGAGCAGCGCAGCUCGCAGAACUUGACGGAGGAUCAGGUUAUGGAGUUGCUGGAUUGGAGUGAUUCGGAAGACGAGCAGACCAAGGAAGAGAAGAAGGAUGAGUGA
Messenger RNA from Aspergillus clavatus NRRL 1, 579 nucleotides. RefSeq lists its product as uncharacterized. Gene Ontology annotation, biological process: protein transport. NCBI's taxonomy places the organism in Eukaryota, Fungi, Ascomycota, Eurotiomycetes, Eurotiales, Aspergillaceae. Bases 1 to 579 code for a protein of 192 amino acids. The transcript has a single exon. The record is from RefSeq and is a predicted model, not a curated record.